Messenger RNA from Fonsecaea erecta, 1107 nucleotides. RefSeq lists its product as hypothetical. Gene Ontology annotation, cellular component: U2-type spliceosomal complex. Gene Ontology annotation, biological process: mRNA splicing, via spliceosome. Lineage: Eukaryota; Fungi; Ascomycota; Eurotiomycetes; Chaetothyriales; Herpotrichiellaceae. The record is from RefSeq and is a predicted model, not a curated record. Bases 1 to 1107 code for a protein of 368 amino acids. The transcript is spliced from 2 exons.
AUGGGUGGCGACCUCAAUCUUAAGAAAUCAUGGCACCCUGUGCUCAUGAGCAACCAGAAGAAGGUCUGGGAAGAGGAAAAAAAGGCUCUUGAAGAGCGCAAGAAAAUCGAUCAGAUCAUGAAAGAGCGCGCCGAAGAGCGGGCGAUCCAAGAACUCGAAGAAUUGCAGGAGGCUGCUGGCGGGAAGAAGAGACAGGCGCGUGUGGACUGGAUGUACAAUGGACCUUCGAGCGGCCAGGCCGGCACGACGGAGGAGAUGGAGGGCUAUUUACUAGGUAAAAGGCGGAUAGAUGGGUUGCUCAAGGGCACAGAGAGCCAGAAACUGGAGAAGUCCGCAAAGGAGGAUUCGUUCAUUGCGCUGCAGAACGCCAACACCGCGAGAGAUACGGCGGCAAAGAUCAGAGAAGACCCCAUGCUGGCGAUCAAGAAACAGGAACAGGCCGCAUAUGAAGCGAUGAUGAAUGACCCGGUCAAGCGAAGAUUACUGCUCAAGGCGGCAGGAGAAAACAUCACCACCACCAUCAUCAUCGCCACCAUAGUCACCGCGAUGAUCGAGACAAAAAUGAGAAGUCUCGUUCACAUCGAGACGACGAUGAGGACAGGCACGGUCGAAGCAAACACCGGCGACGCAGGUCAUACACUCCUUCCGAGUCUCGAUCCCGAUCAAGAUCUCCUCCGCGGAGGCCUGCGAGGUCACGUUCUCGUUCCCCUUUUCGGAGAAGACGUUCAUAUUCGCCCGAAGAGAGACGACGACCAAGAUCUCGCUCCCGCUCAAAUUCUCCGCCUCGGAGAAAUGGGCACGGCAACGGAGUCCGGAAAAUGCAGAGCUGGCAUUCUUCGAGGCCUGAGCCUCCGAGGUAUCGAAGUCCACGUCGGGAACAGAGGAAAGACGAUACCAAUGAAGAAGACCGGGCGGCAAGAUUGGCUGCGAUGCAACACGAUGCCGCUGACCUCGAUCACCAACGAGAACAGAGACUGGCUGAAAUUGCAGAACGGGAAAGAGCGCAGCGAGAUCGAGACGACGCCGCUCGAGCAAAGACUGCGAAGCAUGGCGGUCGAGCAGACUUUGUCAGUAGCUACCAUAAACGGGCCGGGGAUAUGUCUUUAG